AUGAUGGGCCUUCAUAACUGGGACCCCCUUGUCUCUCUACACCAUUCACUGUUGCCAGGGAUCAUUUCCAGUUUCCUCAAAAUCGAAGGUACAAAAAUCGUGGACGGGAAUAAAAACGAGGUUAUCCUCAGAGGUGCCGGGCUGGGAGGCUGGAUGACAAUGGAGAAUUUUAUUACCGGAUACCCUGGAUGUGAAUACCAGAUACGCGAAGCGUUGGCAGAAGUACUCGGGGACGAGAAGUCCGAUUUUUUCUUCGACAGAUUUCUCGAACAUUUCUUCGCGGAGCCCGAUGCAGCCUUCUUCAAGUCACUAGGGCUCAACUGCAUUCGGGUCGCUAUUAACUACAGGCAUUUUGAAGAUGACAUGAAGCCGCGCGUACUCAAGCCGGGAUGUUUCAAGCACCUCGACCGUGCCGUCGCCGCAUGUGCGAAGCAUGGGAUCUACACCAUUAUCGACAUGCACACUGCUCCUGGCGGACAGAAUGGCGGAUGGCAUUCGGACCACGGAACUCAUAUCGCAAACUUUUGGAUACACAAGGACUUCCAGGAUAGACUAAUUUGGCUCUGGAUGGAAAUUGCACAACACUACAAGGACGAGAAGUGGAUUGCAGGGUACAAUCCAAUGAACGAGCCCGCGGACCCACAGCAUACUAGUUUGGUGUCAUUCUAUGACCGCGUGUAUGCUGCGAUCCACAGUGUGGAUCCAAAUCACGCGCUCUUCCUCGACGGCAACACAUUCUCGACGGACUUCUCAGGCUUCCCAGAAGAUGCGAGUACGCGCUGGCCAAAUACAGCGUACGCAAUCCAUGAUUACUCCGUGUACGGGUUUCCGAAGGCGCCUGAACCAUAUACGCGUACGGAUGAGCAGCGAAGACGCAUGCGGAGGAGCUACGAGAAAAAAAGGGAAUGGCUGGACCAACGCCGGUUAUGCGUGUGGAACGGCGAGUGGGGCCCCGUGUAUGCACGGGAAGAGUAUGAAGGAGCUGCAAUGGACGCAAUCAACCAGAGGAGGUAUGACGUCCUCAAUGAUCAGCUGGAACUGUACCACAAGGACCGUUUGAGCUGGUCGAUUUGGUUGUACAAAGACAUUGGCUUCCAGGGCAUGGUAUACGUCAAGCGCGAAACACCGUACAUGACGCUCUUCAAAGAUUUCCAGCAGAAAAAAUACCGGCUGGCAGUGGAUUCCUGGGGUGCAGAUGACAAGACCGUGCGUCACAUCUACGAUCCGAUAGUGGACCUCAUCAAGCAGAAUGUCCCCGAGUCGCAUCGCCGGCUAUACCCAUUUCCAGUGUGGAGUGUAGAAGAGCGUGUUGCGCGUCUGGCGCGCUGCAUGCUCGUCAGUGAGUACCUCGUGCGCGAGUGGGCGGAACAUUUCCGUGGAAUGGAGGUAGAAGAUCUAGAGCGUAUCGCUCAGAGUUUCAAGUUUGAGUAUUGCGCCGACAGAGAAGGCCUCAAUCAGGUGCUAAGGAGCGCACGCCGCGCAGACUAA
Molecule: messenger RNA, 1488 nt
Organism: Sparassis crispa
Lineage: Eukaryota; Fungi; Basidiomycota; Agaricomycetes; Polyporales; Sparassidaceae
Product: Beta-xylosidase
Exons: 6
Coding region: 1-1488 (495 amino acids)
Biological process (GO): glucan catabolic process
Cellular component (GO): cell surface; extracellular region
Molecular function (GO): beta-glucosidase activity
Source: RefSeq, a predicted model, not a curated record